AUGAUGAAGCACAAGCAUCCAUCUACAUCCGAUGGAUCAGUUAAGCUUGCUGAUAUUGUGGAAAACGUCAUCCACAGAAUCAAAGACACUAUGAAAAUCACCGUGUCGCUGAAGAGAAUGAAGAAGAAGACAUCGGUGGAGUUUCUCACGAAGGAAAUGGUCACACUUGAGAGUCUCUGCAAGUUCUAUCUUGAAGAGGGAAAGCUUGAUAUUCCGAGCACUGAGGAAACUGAAAGUAUCGUCAAGAAAAUCUCGUUCGCUCUCGAAUAUGUGGAGGCACAUGAACUGUUGGGGGAAAUCAAAGACGAUUUCAAUGAAUUGAAGAAGUUGGAGUUUGCGAUAAUCAGAGAAAUGCUCCAACAGAUUCCAAAGGAAGAAAUUAUCAACACUGAGCUCAGAGCUUUAAAAGCACGCAUGGAAAUAGCCGAUCAAAAAAGCUGCGAUUCUGUCUCCAGCUUCCAUCUCACUUUAAGAACCAUCAAACGUCAAGCUAACAACACUCUUGCCUUCGCCAACGUUUGCCAAAAUGCUAUGGCGCUUCCUGAUUACGAAGCCAGUGAGGAGAUACUCGAAACUUGCGCUAAUCGCAAAGAAAUGGCACAAAAAGCUAUAAAAGUUGCCGACAAUGCGCAAGAACAGGUCAAGAAGAUUUGGGGAAAUUUUAAGACACGUGUCAGGAUUGAUGAUUUCAAAACAAAAGAGUUUGAGAACAAACUACCUGGUGAGAUGAUGAAAAACGUUGAGAAGGUGAAGAAAGACGUGUCGAAAUUCAAUCUGAAAAUUCAGACCAAAGACCCGAAAGGAUUGGUUUAUCUUGGAGCCUUCCGUAUGUACGUCGCUGAUGUCAAACUUCUCAUCUCUUACUACGCCGAGGCUGCUAAGAAACACAAACAGGGACUCGGUGAACUACUUGAUGCUUACUACGACUUCAACGCCGUCAGAAAAACAAACGAGCUUGGAAGAAGAAAAGCAACCGCGACUUUAGAGAAGCUUCAAAAAACAAAUUCGAAGAUGGAAGAGCUCGGAAUCGUGGUCCACGAGACAAAGCAAACAGUUCAGGAGAACUGCAUCAAUGCUGGAGGAACCGAGCACGAGCGCGUCUUGAUUUUCUGA
This is a messenger RNA of Caenorhabditis briggsae, 1113 nucleotides long. Bases 1 to 1113 code for a protein of 370 amino acids. The record is from RefSeq and is a predicted model, not a curated record. The transcript has 5 exons. Lineage: Eukaryota; Metazoa; Nematoda; Chromadorea; Rhabditida; Rhabditidae.